This is a messenger RNA of Echinops telfairi (small Madagascar hedgehog), 2882 nucleotides long. It is a transcript of the gene PRKD1, whose product is annotated as protein kinase D1. Gene Ontology annotation, biological process: protein phosphorylation. NCBI's taxonomy places the organism in Eukaryota, Metazoa, Chordata, Mammalia, Afrosoricida, Tenrecidae. The transcript is spliced from 19 exons. The coding region runs from base 1 to 2598 and encodes 865 amino acids. Gene Ontology annotation, molecular function: ATP binding; protein serine/threonine kinase activity. The record is from RefSeq and is a predicted model, not a curated record.
AUGGUGCCCUUUCAAUUUCUUAGUUCAUUGAAACUGGCCAAUAAUAGUAAUAUUUGUAAACAGGAAGUUACUGACAAUGACUUUGACAUUAUCUUGAAUUUCCCUGAAUGUGGCUUCUAUGGACUGUACGAUAAGAUCCUGCUUUUUCGCCAUGACCCUACCUCUGAGAACAUCCUGCAGCUGGUGAAAACUGCCGGUGAUAUUCAGGAGGGCGACCUUAUUGAAGUUGUCUUGUCAGCUUCUGCCACCUUUGAAGACUUUCAGAUCCGUCCCCACACUCUCUUUGUUCAUUCAUACCGCGCUCCCGCUUUCUGUGACCACUGCGGAGAAAUGCUGUGGGGCCUGGUACGUCAAGGCCUCAAGUGUGAAGGAUGUGGUCUGAAUUACCAUAAGAGGUGUGCUUUUAAAAUUCCCAAUAAUUGUAGUGGAGUAAGGCGGAGAAGGCUCUCGAACAUUUCCCUCACUGGGCUCAGCAGUGUCCGUACUGCGUCUACUGAGCUUUCCACCAGCGCCCCUGAUGAGCCCCUUCUGUCUCCUGUGAGUCCUGGCUUUGAGCAAAAGUCACCGUCCGAGUCACUUCUCGGCCGCGAGAAGAGAUCGAAUUCUCAGUCCUACAUUGGACGACCCAUUCAGCUGGACAAGAUUUUGAUGUCCAAAGUGAAGGUGCCGCACACCUUCGUCAUCCACUCCUACACGCGGCCCACAGUGUGCCAGUACUGCAAGAAGCUGCUCAAGGGCCUUUUCCGGCAGGGCUUGCAGUGCAAAGAUUGCCGAUUCAACUGUCAUAAGCGUUGUGCACCCAAAGUUCCAAACAACUGCCUGGGGGAAGUGAGCAUUAAUGGAGAUUUACUCGGCCCCGGGGCAGAGUCGGAUGUGGUCAUGGAAGAAGGGAGCGAUGACAAUGACAGUGAAAGGAACAGCGGGCUCAUGGAUGACAUGGAAGAAGCAAUGGUGCAAGAUGCGGAGAUGGUCAUGGCAGAAGGCCAGAGUGACAGUGGGGACAUGCAGGAUCCGGACCAAGACCACGAGGACUCCACCAGAACCAUCAGUCCAUCAACAAGCAACAAUAUCCCCCUCAUGCGAGUGGUGCAGUCUGUCAAACACACCAAGAGGAAAAGCAGUACAGUGAUGAAAGAAGGAUGGAUGGUCCACUACACCAGCAAGGAUGCACUGAGGAAACGUCACUAUUGGAGAUUGGAUAGCAAAUGUAUUACUCUCUUUCAAAAUGACACAGGAAGCAGGUACUAUAAGGAAAUUCCUUUAUCAGAAAUUUUAUCUCUGGAACCAGCAAAAACUGCAGCUUCAAAUCUUGAUGGGGCCAAUCCUCAUUGUUUUGAAAUCACCACAGCGAAUGUAGUAUAUUAUGUGGGAGAAAAUGUGGUCAAUCCUGCCAGCCCACCCCCAAAUAAUAGUGUCCUCACCAGUGGCGUUGGUUCAGAUGUGGCCAGGAUGUGGGAGAUGGCCAUCCAGCAUGCCCUGAUGCCUGUCAUCCCCAAGGGACCGUCUGUGGGAUCAGGAACCAACUUGCACAGAGACAUUGCUGUGAGUAUUUCAGUAUCGAAUUGCCAGAUUCAAGAAAACGUGGACAUCAGUACAGUAUAUCAAAUAUUUCCCGAUGAAGUACUUGGUUCUGGGCAGUUUGGAAUUGUUUAUGGAGGAAAACAUCGUAAAACAGGAAGAGAUGUAGCUAUUAAAAUCAUUGACAAAUUAAGAUUUCCAACAAAACAAGAAAGCCAGCUUCGGAACGAGGUUGCGAUUCUGCAGAACCUUCAUCACCCCGGUGUUGUAAAUUUGGAGUGUAUGUUUGAAACGCCUGAAAGAGUGUUUGUUGUUAUGGAAAAACUCCAUGGAGACAUGCUGGAGAUGAUCCUGUCAAGUGAAAGGGGCAGGUUGCCAGAGCACAUCACGAAGUUUUUAAUUACUCAGAUACUAGUGGCUUUGCGACAUCUUCACUUCAAAAAUGUUGUUCACUGCGACCUCAAACCAGAAAAUGUGUUGCUAGCAUCAGCAGAGCCUCUCCCUCAGGUAAAGCUUUGUGAUUUCGGUUUUGCCCGGAUCAUUGGAGAGAAGUCUUUCCGAAGGUCAGUGGUGGGCACCCCAGCUUACCUGGCUCCUGAGGUUCUAAGGAACAAGGGCUAUAAUCGCUCUCUAGACAUGUGGUCUGUUGGCGUAAUCAUUUAUGUAAGUCUAAGCGGCACAUUCCCAUUUAAUGAAGAUGAAGACAUACAUGACCAAAUCCAGAAUGCAGCUUUCAUGUACCCACCGAAUCCCUGGAAAGAAAUCUCUCACGAAGCUAUUGAUCUUAUUAAUAAUUUGCUGCAAGUGAAAAUGAGAAAACGUUAUAGUGUGGAUAAGACCUUGAGUCAUCCCUGGCUACAGGAUUAUCAGACUUGGCUAGAUUUACGGGAGCUGGAAUGCAAAAUUGGGGAACGCUACAUCACCCAUGAAAGCGAUGACUCGCGGUGGGAGCAGUAUGCAGGCGAGCAGGGGCUGCAGUACCCGGCACACCUGAUCAAUCUGAGUGCUAGCCACAGUGACAGUCCCGAAAGAGAAGAAACAGAGAUGCAAGCCCUCAGUGAGCGUGUCAGCAUCCUCUGAGUUCCAGCCUCUCUAAUCUGUCAAAACACUGUGGAAUUAAUAAAUACAUACGGUCAGGUUUAACAUUUGCCUUGCAGAACUGCCAUUAUUUUCUGUCAGAUGAGAACAAAGCUGUUAAACUGUUAGCACUGUUGAUGUCUCUGAGUUGCCAAGACAAAUCAACAGAAGCAUUUGUAUUUUGUGUGACCAACUGUGUUGUAUUAACAAAAGUUCCCUGAAACACUAAACUUGUUAUUGUGAAUGAUUCAUGUUAUAUUUAAUACAUUAAACCUGUCUCCACUGUG